AAGUGGAGGAUACGAGGCUUUUGCAGCUCGUGCGGUCCACUUUGUACAAGUUUUGGCCUGAGCAGUAAAAAGGAAAGAGAAAGCUGAAGGAUUUGAACAUCUUACCAGAAGAAACGAAGAGCUUGAAGCAAAAUAGAAAAGCCAGUCAUAGGGCAUCAUGGACCGCACUAUCCCUGACUUCUCCGGCACCUGGAAAAUGAAGAGUUCAGAAAACUUCGAGGAGCUUCUGAAAGCCCUGGGUGUGAAUGUGAUGCUUCGGAAGAUUGCUGUAGCAGCAGCCUCAAAACCAUCUGUGGAGAUUACACAGGACAGAGAGACGCUGUCAAUCAAGACUUCCACCUCAGUUAGAACCACCCAUGUGACCUUCACUGUGGGACAGGAGUUUAUUGAGACCACAGUGGAUGGACGACCUUGCACGAGCUUUCCUCGGUGGGAGACAGACAGUAAGAUCAGCUGUGAGCAAACCCUCCAGAAAGGAGAUGGUCCUAAGACAUCCUGGACCAGAGAACUAACCAAUGACGGAGAACUGAUCCUGACAAUGACUGCAGAUGACGUCGUGUGCACAAGAGUUUACAUCAGAGAAUGAAAGUAAACAAGCAGAAAAUGUCAUGAUUUGUGUUAUUCUACGUAUUUCCCCGACUCUUCUUGACAGAAACCAGAAACAUGCCGCAUUUAUCGUCCGUGUAACCGUUAGACUAAAUGUUUAUUAAGUCAAACAUUUACAUGCACAUACAUUGACUAAAUGCAUGUGCAUGGAAGCAAUAUUAGAAAUACAUUCCACUAAUCAGUAGUCAGUAUACAGUAGUGUGUGACAUAUAGUUACCUUUUAUUUCAAGUUCAUGUUUGAAUGCAAGACGAGGAGAUGAGAUUUAGUCCAUGUUUAGCUUUGUAUUUCCAUUCAUACAGUACAUUCAUCUUUACACCGCUCUAGUUCGUAGAUCCGCUUUCUCACACACUUUAAUACACAGAUGUCAACACAGUUACAGAGGAUUCUGGGAGAAUAGGUGUGUUAUAUGAGGGGUUAAAAUGCUGCAAGAUGGAAGCAAGACUGGAAUAGUUUUUUUUUACAACA
Molecule: messenger RNA, 1072 nt
Organism: Hemibagrus wyckioides
Lineage: Eukaryota; Metazoa; Chordata; Actinopteri; Siluriformes; Bagridae
Gene: crabp2a
Product: cellular retinoic acid binding protein 2, a
Exons: 5
Coding region: 158-586 (142 amino acids)
Biological process (GO): fatty acid transport
Cellular component (GO): cytosol; nucleus
Molecular function (GO): fatty acid binding
Source: RefSeq, a predicted model, not a curated record